This is a messenger RNA of Cryptomeria japonica (Japanese cedar), 1858 nucleotides long. RefSeq names its product tubby-like protein 8. The record is from RefSeq and is a predicted model, not a curated record. The transcript has 10 exons. NCBI's taxonomy places the organism in Eukaryota, Viridiplantae, Streptophyta, Pinopsida, Cupressales, Cupressaceae. Bases 150 to 1391 code for a protein of 413 amino acids.
UAUCGCCAGUAAAUUUGUAUCAAAAUUGUCCGGUGAGUAGGGGGACCUAUAUAGCUAUGAUAGCUACUUCAUAUUCAAGUAUUUGCUGGCUGGGCGUGCAGAUGCAUCGAUGAAAGAUUUGGCUUUUUCAAUAAACGUGUCGAUCAAGCAUGCCGAGAUUGAAGAAAUCGACUGCAAGUUGGCAGAAAGCGUCAUAUAAAUCGCUGUAUGUGAAUCCUUUGACGGAGUUAAAACAGGAGAGAAGCCGAAGCAUUUCAUCUGGGAAUCUUAAUCUGCAUCUCUGUGGUGGGACGGCUGUGUUAUGUGAUAAAGAAAAUGACGGCUUGUUUAAUGAAAACCUUGCCAAGAUUCGGCCUAUGGAGGGUAAAUCACCCCUGAGAAAGGGGAAGAGGCAGGGGAGAAGUGGGUUUCACAGUCGAGAUAAAACCGCUUUGCGCUCUCAUUCUCAUUCUUCUCCAGUAGAUACUGCUGCCACUUCGCUUCAAGUCUGCAUACAAAUGAAUGAGCCUGAUUCAGUUAUUGGGCGUUUCCAGGGUCCCCUGACGCCCAAUAACACCAAGUGUUUGCAUGUUUGGGAUGAUGCUGAAGCUGCUCCUGCUCCUUCCUGGUCUACCCUUCCAAACAGGUCUUUGUUAUGUCGGCCACUUCCUCCUGAUAUUGGCCGUUGUACAUGCUUUAUUGUGAGAGAACGCUCAGAAGAACUUGACCAUGCUUCCGUCUAUUCUCUAUAUACAAAUGAAGGGCAUGGAAGGCAGGAUAGGAAACUUGCUGUUGCUCGUCACAGGAGAAGAGGUGGACGAUCAGAGUUCUUUAUUGCCCAGAGUUUCUUUGGUAUCUUAUCCAAGUCAGAUGAAGGUUAUCUAGGAAUGGUGACAGCUAAUCUUGUGGGGUCACGCUAUCAUAUUUGGGAUCAGGGGAAUACUGUGGACUGUCAUGAAAAAGGCUCUAGGCAACUUCUUGGGGCGGUAACAUUUGUGCCUACUGUAACUACAUUGACUGGAAGUUUCAGAAGUAUGCGGGCCUGCAUUCCAAAACUACAGUCCAUGCAAACAAAGAAUAAUGCAACUCAGCAUGUCAGUGGACUCCCUAUUGACUGGGAAGAUAACAUGUCCAAAGUACACCAACUGUGCUCAAAAGUUCCAUACUUUAACAAAGACAAGAAACGUUAUGAGCUAGACUUUAGGGAGAGGGGAAGAUUGGGUCUUCGCAUUAGAACCUCCGUUAAUAAUUUUCAACUUACAAUGGAGGAAAACGGCAAGCAAUCAAUUUUGCUUCUUGGAAAAGUUGGGAAAUCAAAAUACUUAAUGGAUUUCAGAUUCCCAUUGACUGCCUACCAAGCAUUUUGCAUAUGCUUGGCAUCCAUUGAUUCAAAGCUCUGCUGUUCCGUGUAAUCUCCACAUCCACAGGCAGGGCAACUGAAAACAAAAUGAUAACUACUCGUUAACAAUCUGAAUUGACAAUUUUCACUGUCGGAUUAAUGUCAUUAAUCCUGGAAAAUGCCUUGUUAUGAAGCUUAUGCAGAUACCAGCUUCGCCUUUUUGUCCUUUCUUUUCCUUUAGCCGAGUGCCGUUUCCUUUCUGAUAGAAAAAAUGUAUUUAUUAUUGAACAUGGAUAUUUUUUCAGACUCAUGGCUGCUCUGUAUUUCCAUAGUAUUAGGGGCAGGCUGAUAACUUCUCCUAUGAAAGGCCUAGCCGUUCACAGUUUGGGAUGAAACUGGUUUGAUGUUUGCUGGAGCUGUAGACAAAUUUUAAUGCUAAAUGGCCAUGUAAUCCAUAGGACUAUUUCCCUGCAAUGAAAACUUGAUAUAUAUACAGACAUAUAUUUAUAUAUUUUGAAUUCUAUAUUUGAUUAUUUAUUA